CCAUGAUCCGUUCCUUUCCGCCGUCCGUCACUCCGUCACAUGCCCGACAUGUAAUCGUGACUCUUCAUUGGUAUAUACUUCCAAAUUGCCAUUUGGUGCGCCUGCUGGCUAUUCGAUUUUGUUUAUUUUUGUUUCAUCUUCAUGGUUUGAUGGUUCGGUCCUUUUCCCAUUUUUCUGGAGCUUUUUAUCUGAAGCGUAUCUUUGGAUGACAGAGCAAAACUGCUCAUUAUCUGCGCCAUACCCAAUGUUUCUUCUGGAGAUACUACAUGGCAUCAAUCAAGCCCACAACCACACGCUGUAGGAGAACUUUAGAUAUGUGUGACCACACUGUAGAGUAGGUGAGACGGAGUCGGGCAACGCACAGAGACUCUUGCCGUGAUACCGUCAAAACAACACCUGGGAUAGCCAUUCUCCAACGAGCAAAGACCUGUUCGAAUACAGGACCUGAACAGACACUCUGGCACCUCGGGCUAAACAAUUGCGAACCGUCGUUACGGCCUGAACCGGCGGGAAACUCGCUCGAAGCGCACCUUUACGGUCGGCUAUGUAAGCCGGGUCAAGGUACCUGUCGUGCUAUCAUCGAACCAUGGGCCUAGGCAGUAUGACG
Messenger RNA from Colletotrichum godetiae, 607 nucleotides. RefSeq lists its product as uncharacterized. The transcript has a single exon. The record is from RefSeq and is a predicted model, not a curated record. Lineage: Eukaryota; Fungi; Ascomycota; Sordariomycetes; Glomerellales; Glomerellaceae. The annotation marks the transcript as partial.